UUGCAGAGUUUCUUUUGCCGGUGACCUUUUGGAAGUGAACAUUAAAAUAUAGUUACGUAAAAUUUUGCUUUCGUUCAAAAUAAUUCUGUGUGGAUGUGAGUAGUGCAAAUUCUGUGAUAUUCGAUCGGGUGCAUUUGGAACCUUGUGACUUUUAACUUUAUGGUCAAGGUCAUAUCUAUGUUGUGUAUUGUUACAAAGUGCAUUUUCCUACUCCUUGCUUUGAUGCUGAUGGCAGUAUUCAUUCAUGCACAGACACCAGACAGCCCAGUGCCCGGGUCAGAGGCUCACCUGGACUUGGAAACCGCCGAAACGGCUCAGAGGCACUACGGCGGCGGCGGCGGCGGACGCUACUAUGGCGGCAAUCGUUACCACGGCGGCGGCGGAGGCGGCGGACGUUACCGUGGCGACGGUCUUAACCGUUACCGAGACAGGCGUUAUCAUGGUUAAUUUCCAAAAAUAUCAACUCCAUAUGAAGACAUGUUCACUGAUACCCGACGACAUUAUUCUCUAGAAGAUAAGUUUAAUUUUAAAAUUAUUAUUUUUAAUAAUUAUUUAUUACCA
Ctenocephalides felis (cat flea) is the source of this 561-nucleotide messenger RNA. RefSeq names its product glycine-rich protein 3-like. NCBI's taxonomy places the organism in Eukaryota, Metazoa, Arthropoda, Insecta, Siphonaptera, Pulicidae. Bases 160 to 447 code for a protein of 95 amino acids. The transcript is spliced from 3 exons. The record is from RefSeq and is a predicted model, not a curated record.